UAAGUUUUAAGUUAUUUACAGGAAGUCAUCUUCGCAGAACGAUUCAACGAGAACGGAUAACAAAGAAAAUCUUUCUUGCAAGGAUACUGUUUACUCACCUUUAUUAGACUCUUUUGCAAUAUCUGUUCCAGUUUCCACCAAUGUCAUGAGUCUUCCUGGAGAAUAUGCAAACAAACAAAAGGAGAAAGCCGACAGAGACGUUUCGUUUUGCAAACCACGUGUCCUGAGCGUACGGGACAAGAAUAUCGUGGGUCCAGAAAGUCCGAGUUCUCUAAACGCCUUCGGCGGGAUCGAAUCCGACCCGGUGAUCUUCAGCACGCGUGUUCCACAGAUUGGUCACUUCUACACUUUGAAGAGCAAAGCCGUUUUGGUGAAGUUCAACGACGGGUCCCGUCUCCUACUGCCGAAAGACGGAUUUCCUCUGGAUUACGUAGACUUAUCGGGAAAGUGUAAAAGAUAUUUCCAGAACAGUCAGCUACCAUCUCACUUGAUGGAAAAAUUGGCGCAGGCCCAGACCGUAAUCGCGGAGUCACAGAAAGACCGAAAGAAACAGAGAACCACAGGGAUUACUUGAUGCCAGUAUGCUUUAAAAAACCGGAAAAUGUUUGGAGAUCGAUGGUUACUGUCGAUUCUGUUGAGACGAGAGGUAUUAUUUCUAAGGGAUUUCGUCAGUUGAGAAGAUACAAGCUCGUCAUCUUGUUUCCAGUCGUCACAGUCUGGUCGAUUUACGCGGACUACCAGCGCACGCAGAGAUACAAAGCCAAAAAGAAGAAAGCUCUAUAACG
Messenger RNA from Centruroides sculpturatus (bark scorpion), 785 nucleotides. RefSeq names its product serine/threonine-protein kinase PLK4-like. Bases 146 to 574 code for a protein of 142 amino acids. Gene Ontology annotation, molecular function: protein binding. The transcript has 5 exons. The record is from RefSeq and is a predicted model, not a curated record. NCBI's taxonomy places the organism in Eukaryota, Metazoa, Arthropoda, Arachnida, Scorpiones, Buthidae.